AUGGAUCAGCAGGACGGGUACUGGGGAACGCUGCCCAGUGUGAUUAUGCUGGAAAUAUUUUCAUACCUUGAGCAUAAAGAUCGAAUAAAUGCCUCCAUGGUUUGUAAGAAUUGGAGACAAGCGCUUUUCCAUCCUGCUUUCUGGAAAGACAUUACCUUCGUUUUAGAUGAUACCAAAAAUUCAUUGUGGUCAAGUCAUCUAGCAGAUUGUUUUGGUUUGAGUGUACAAAAUGCCACAGUAAGAUGUCAAAUUCCUCACUGCAGUUUUGAGUUGGAAAAAUUACUUAGAAAUUUGUGCGAAAAUAGAAACUUAAGACGGCUUAUCGUUGAACCAUCAACCUCAACAUUCGAAUGGUCAUUUACUAGUUAUGAUGACAUGGAAGCAUUAGAGACGUGGACAGAAUCACUGUACCUAUCAAUAUUAAAAAUAAUAGAAACGUCAAAACGUCUGGAAGCUUUGACACUAGGUUGCGUUGAAGAAUUAGUACUAAAUGCUGGCGAAAUCUUGGAGGUCCUAGGUUAUUAUCACGGAAAACAUUUAACUCACCUAGGAUUGGCCUCAGUAAAAGAAGAUCCAGAGAACUACCAGUUUGUGAUAUUAAACAGUAUUACCUUCCAGCAAUUUAUAAGCCUCACUAUCCUAACACUAGACUACGACUGUCUAAAUGACACAAUGUUGGAGUCGUUGACCAGCGGAACGCUAGAACGGCUGGUUGUCCACGUACACGAUUGGAAAGAAAACUACCACGGUACAACAGAUCAUGCUUGGGAAUUGUUUACUCAGAAAAAUCCUCGCUGCGAGUUAAGAUUGAAUUUACUGCACGCCUACACAGGCGUAACCGUUCUAGAACGUGAAAUACUCAAACCUAAAAUGCCGCUCACUCACUUCAAGGCUCUGUUCUGUGAAUACGUUAAUCUAAGAGCUCUAUACAUAAUGGCUUCAUACUACAGUACAACUCUAAAGUCUCUAAUGUGGAUUGAUUCUGCAGAUAACAAUGAAUCGAUACCGCCAACUGAUGGAAAUCCUGAUCCUGAUGGCUUAGUCAUGUUAGCCUGGCGUUGUAUUAAUCUCAAAGAGCUAGUUUUCAUCGGGCACAAAUAUUACCAUACUAAUUUGCUCGCUAUUGCUCGAUUAAGAGGACAUAAUUUGCAAAGAUUUGAAUUUGCUGAACAUGACAUUCAAGAAGACUAUAUGUCUAAUUAUAAAUACAAAGAAGUUCGAUCCGAAAUCAAUAGUAUACUUGGUGAUAAUUGGAAAACAUUCUCAGCCUCAGAAUUGAUGCCAGUACUGAUAGACGCAAUCGCAGGUGACAGCAGGGAUGUAAUAAUGCCGUUGGUACUCAACGAUGCAAAGUAA
This is a messenger RNA of Cotesia congregata, 1356 nucleotides long. The record is from the annotation of a GenBank genome assembly. NCBI's taxonomy places the organism in Eukaryota, Metazoa, Arthropoda, Insecta, Hymenoptera, Braconidae.